Messenger RNA from Arabidopsis lyrata subsp. lyrata, 1386 nucleotides. RefSeq lists its product as uncharacterized. Bases 118 to 1155 code for a protein of 345 amino acids. NCBI's taxonomy places the organism in Eukaryota, Viridiplantae, Streptophyta, Magnoliopsida, Brassicales, Brassicaceae. The record is from RefSeq and is a predicted model, not a curated record. The transcript has 7 exons.
UCCAAAUAUGAAACUUGCAUGCAAAGCAAUGAUCUCAAAAACCCUUCAAAAACCAAAACCCUUAAACACAUCUAACCCAAACCUUCUCAAAUCCUCCCACCAUAUUUUAGUUUGAAAAUGGAUACCUUGAUCAAGCAGACAAGGAGGAAGCAUCCAGCUUCCCAGGAAAAAAUUAGAGAGGUUGGUAGCUCAACUAGAGAGACAAAAGUGCCGGCAAGGAAGUCUGUUUCAUUCAAAGAAGAUAAGAAGAAGUCCUCAAACUGGUUACAAAAGCAGUUCUCGAGGCAAAUGAGCGGCCAAAGUUAUGACCCGAUCGGCGAAAUGGAUCAUGCAGCUGCAGUUGCAGCCACUGCUUAUGCCAUAGCCACUUUUGAAGAAACUUGGCUAGAGAAUUAUCAUAGUGGCCUUGAACUUGGACCUUCUUCGUCAAGGAGCAAGAACAGAAGUGAAGAACGGUUGCCUUUAGAGGAACCAAGAAGCUUAUCAAGAAGACUCUCAGGACAACUUUCGUUUAUAGACUCAGAGACGAAAGAUCAUAAACAACCUACACUAAAGUCCCCAGUGAGAAAGUCAUCGUCGGUUAAAAAGACUUUCUCCAUGAACUUGAGAGGAGAUCACACCAAACAGAGUAAAGAGUCAGAGGAGAAACAUGAAAGACAAAGAAAACCAGUUUCUGAACCGCAACGGAUACAACCACCGCUCAGGACACGAUCAGAACGUCAUGCUCCACCGCCACCUCCUCCUCCUCCUCUAUCACCUUCGCCUCUGCGGCUUCCACCUAGGGAAACCAAAAGGCAGAGUUCUGUGCACACUAGUCGAAAGGAUGAUUCUACAGCUAAUACUUGGGAAAAUGCUCAACUAGCUAAGAUCAAAGCAAGGUAUGAGAAGUUAAACAGAAAGAUCGAUUUGUGGGAAGCGAAGAAGAGGGAAAAAGCUCGAAGGAAGCUGGACAUGUCUGAGCAGAGCGAACUAGAACAGAGAAGGAAGAGAGGUUUGCAGAGAUUUAGAGAAGACACGGAAUACAUUGAACAGAUUGCUGCUGGAGCCAGAGCUCAGGCGGAGAAAGACAGACAGAGCAAAGAGUUCAAGGUGAAGGAGAAGGCCGGUGUAAUCCGGAGUACCGGUAAACUCCCUGGAAAAGCAUGCUGUUUCUGACACUAAAAAACAGAUGAUAUUAGAUAACUGCAGUUAUAUAUAUGUAUGUAUGUGUGUGCGUGAGAGAUGAUAUUGGUUUCAGUAAAAGAAAGAAGAUCUUGAAAGCCAAAAGUGUAUGUUAUAGAGAGCUCUCAAAGAUACUUUCUUAAAACAAAAACAACACAACACUCAAAAGACAAUUGUACUUCCUUUCCUUCUCUGUCUCUACUUUUUGGAAUGGUUUCUCAUCCA